CCCAUAGAAGAAGACGAAGAAUCUCUCACUUCCUGUUCCGCUGCACACGUGUGUUUGUGUUGCACGAACCUCAGGAACCUUGUCCAGAACCAGAACCAGAACCAGUUGCAGAACCAUGCUGCAGGAUCUGGGUCUCAUCGGGACCCUCCGGGACGAGGACCUGAGCCCCGAGGAGCCCGACACCGAGCCCGAGGAGGAGGAUGAGCCGAUCAUCCUCAACAGGAAGAAGAAGUUGGGAACUCGAGGUGUGAAGGACUUCAACACAAACUUUGAGUUUGGAGAGAGAGACAUUCUGACUGACGACAGCUGGGUGAUGGCCGACAUCCUGAAGCAGAUCAAGAACAAGAGAACCGCGACGACUCUGGACCAGAAAAUAGACAAGAUCAGGAAGAAGAGGAAAGCUGAGGAGAAAGUGGCUGACGGUGACGCUGCUGAAGGUUCUGCAGAGAAGAACCAGGAGGAGAACGCAGAUGAGGAGGAGGAGGAGGAGGAAGAUGUGAAGCCUGCUGCCGGAGAGGAGGAUGAAGAUGUAGCGGAUGAUGAGGAUGAGUUUGAUUCAAGCGAUGAGAUGAUUCUGACCAAAUCAGACACCCUGAGAGACAAAGAGCGCCGGGGGAGGAAGAGGAAGAUGGAGGAGGAGGCGGCGCCACAGUCGUACUCUGAAGACGCCUCGAAGUUCGACGAUUCGCUGACCUUCGAAGACAUGAACCUGUCCCGACCAAUCCUGAAGGCCAUCACUGCUUUGGGAUUCAAACUACCCACCCCCAUCCAGCAGGCCUGCGUCCCGGUGGGUCUGCUGGGGCGAGACCUGUGUGCCUGCGCUGCUACUGGGACAGGAAAGACGGCGGCCUUCGUCCUGCCCGUGUUGGAGCGCCUGAUCUAUAAGCCCAGGACGUCCCAGGUGACCCGGGUCCUGAUUCUGGUUCCCACCAGAGAGCUGGGGAUCCAGGUCCACUCUGUGGCCCGGCAGCUGGCCCAGUUCAGCUCCAUCACCACCUGCCUGGCCGUCGGUGGGCUGGACCUGAAGUCUCAGGAGGCGGCUCUGAGGGCGGGGCCAGAUAUUCUGAUCGCUACACCUGGACGUCUGAUCGACCAUCUGCACAACACGCCCACCUUUGAGCUGAGUCACAUCGAGAUCCUGAUCCUGGACGAGGCCGACAGAAUGCUGGAUGAGUACUUCGAGGAGCAGAUGAAGGAAAUCAUCCGACUGUGUGCCCACAACCGACAGACCAUGUUGUUCUCCGCCACCAUGACCGAGGAGGUGAAAGAGCUGGCGGCGGUCUCGCUGAAUAAGCCAAUCAGGAUCUUCGUUAACAGCAACACUGACGUCGCUCCGUUUCUGAGACAAGAGUUCGUCCGAAUCCGACAAAACAGAGAAGGAGACCGAGAGGCUGUGGUGGCUGCCCUGCUCACGCGCACCUUCCAGGACCACGUGAUGUGCUUCACUCAGACCAGGAAGCAGGCGCACAGACUGCACAUCCUGCUGGGCCUGAUGGGCCUGAAGGUGGGAGAACUGCACGGAGAACUGAGCCAGAACCAGAGGCUGGAGAACCUCAGGCGGUUUAAAGACGAUCAGAUUGAUAUCUUGGUGGCGACAGACGUGGCAGCUCGAGGUCUGGAUAUCGAUGGAGUGAAAACGGUGAUAAACUUCACCAUGCCGUCCACACCGAAGCACUACGUCCAUCGGGUGGGUCGCACAGCCAGAGCCGGGAAGUCCGGACGCUCCGUGUCUCUGGUGGGAGAAUCUGAGAGGAGGAUCCUCAAGGAGGUCGUCAAAUCAGCCAAGAACAGCGUGAAGGCCAGAGUCCUGCCACCAG
This is a messenger RNA of Gymnodraco acuticeps, 1817 nucleotides long. RefSeq names its product DEAD (Asp-Glu-Ala-Asp) box polypeptide 27 (gene ddx27). Gene Ontology annotation, molecular function: RNA helicase activity; ATP binding; nucleic acid binding. The record is from RefSeq and is a predicted model, not a curated record. NCBI's taxonomy places the organism in Eukaryota, Metazoa, Chordata, Actinopteri, Perciformes, Bathydraconidae.